Pedinophyceae sp. YPF-701 is the source of this 4236-nucleotide messenger RNA. Lineage: Eukaryota; Viridiplantae; Chlorophyta; Pedinophyceae. The record is from the annotation of a GenBank genome assembly.
AUGGUGUCGGGGCCCAAGCUGGGGGCCGUGGUGGUAGGGGGCUUCCACAAGGGCUCUGGUAAAACAACAGUAUGCCUCUCGAUCAUAUCCGCACUCAGGGCACGCGGACUCAUCGUCCAGCCGUUCACGCUCUCCACUGCCGUCUCGGACGCCCUGGCGAUGACGGAGGCCGCUGGACGCGACGCCGUCUUGCUGGACGGGUACGUCCUGGAGGACGCCCAGCUCGUCGCGACCUUCCUCCGGUGCUGCGACGGCGUGGACGUGGCCGUCAUCGACGGCACGCCCGACCUCUUCGAAGGCUUCGACCCCCACUCCGAGCGCGGGAGCACCGCGCACGUCGCCCGCACCCUCGGAACUCCCGUGGUGCUGGCUGCGGCCCGCUGGUCGCGCACGCAGGCCAUGGCCGCAAAGGGCUUCCUCGACAACGGACAGGUCCAGCUCUCUGGAAUCGUUCUCUCCAGCCCCGCGCUGGACGAAGAAGCCGAGGCUCGCCGCAUGCACGCCGCAUCGGGGACCGCACUGCCCCUCCUGGGGAUUCUACGGCCCGCGCACCCCACGAGCCCGGGACGGCCGGCGCCCCCCGCGCCGCUCGCGAGCACGCCGCAGCGCACCGCCUCCGCCGCGUCCUCGAACGCCACGGAGCCAGUGCCGGCUUACCGGCUCGUCUCUGCCACGCGCAACGCGCCGCUGCCAGUGCCGCCGGCCGCGCUCGCGUCCGGCGGACUCGAGGCCGACCUGCUCCUCGGCGUCGCGGCGACGAGCAGCGUGCCGGAGUACCCCGCGGACGCGCCGGUGCCGCUGCGCCCGCAGGCGCCGCAGAAGAGGGCGCGCGUGGCCGUCGCCGCUGGCGCCGCGUUCGGGGCGCCGUGCGGCGAGAACCUGCGGCUGCUCGAGGCCGCGGGGGCGGACCUGGUGCCGUUCUGGCCGGCGUCGGGCGACGGGCUGCCGCGGGGCGCGACCGCGGUGUAUUUCGGGGCGGGGGACCUGGAGUCGGUGGCCUCGCUGGCAGUUGUGUCGCGGCUGGGGCGCCGGUCGCUCGCCGGGGUCGCCGCGCUGGCGCGUGCGGGCGGCGUGGUGUACGCGGAGGGCACGGGGCUGCUCGCGCUGACGCGGGGCGUCGAGGAGGCUGAGAGCGGGGGGGUGUAUAGGAUGGCGGGGCUGUUUGGGUUCCGGGGGAGGGUGUCGCAGCGGCACAGGAGCGGGUACGCGGACGUGACGGUGCAGGAGGGCUGCGCGCUGCUGCCCGCGGGGAAGCGUGCGCGCGGCCUGGUGUCGCACCACGCCUCGCUGGUGUCCGAGAGCGUGGUCGGGGGGGAGGGGUCGGACGAGGACAGCGACGUGGGGGAUGCGGAGGAUGCGGGCGCGGAGGGCGUGCAGGCGAACGGCGGGGGUGCGAGGGGCGGGCAGGGGAGUGCGUUCAGUCGGGCGGACGUCACGUGGCGACAUGGGUUCGCGGCAGUGAUCGGCGCGGGCACCUCCAAGGCGCGGAACGUGGAGGAGGGGUUCAGCCGCGGGCGCGUGCUCGGCACGUUCGUGCAGCUGUCGUUCAGCAGUUGUCCGGCGCUGGCGGGCGUAAUCGUCGCCGAGGCUGCGAGCGUUGACGCCGCGGCGGUCACCGCGGCCGUCGCGCGCGCCGAGGCCGCUGUGCCCGUCACAGCAACGCCGUCGCCGUCGGUCGCCGGCGGCCCGCGCACGCUCAGCGGGGGCAGCCAGCUCUCCGCGAUGACCCCCGCGGGGUCCAUCGCCACCGCAUUCUCCGGCCCCACGAGCCCAGUCGGCCCCCACGCCCCAACGGCCCGGCCACGCCGCCCCCUGGACCUCCCAGAGUCGCUCGCCACCCCGGACCAGACCGACCCCGCGACGCUGCGCCACGGCAUGGCCGAGGUCCUUGCCGCGGAGGAGCGCCGGCGCUCGUCGACGAUGCCGCACGUGUCCGCGGGCGAGGAGGGUGCGCCAAGCCAGGCCGUUCCGUCCCUGCGCGGCAACGUGUCGAGCGAGCUGCCGCGGCACACCGAGACGCUCACGGACUCGCGCACGCGGAGCACGAGCCUCGGGCCGCGCGGCACCCGCGGGACGCGCGACUCGUUCCCGCCGCUGCAUGCGCCGGACUUUGCCGUCACGGCCGUGCCCCCGGCGACCCCCGUGCGCGACCCGUCGCCGGAGCUGGCGACGAGCCCCGUGCUCAGUCCCCGCGCUUCGCCGGUGCCGCCCGAGGGGCGGCCCGUGCGGCACUCUGGCGGGCACUGGCGAUUCGGGUCCAUGGACGCAACACACCCCCCCCAGUACGGCGCCAACCCGAACGCGGCGUGGGUCACGCAGGGGUCGCGGUUCGUUCCGUCCGCGGCGCAUCUGGCCAGCCAGCAGGGCGCGGCGGCCGCCGGGCGGAGGCAGGAGGGGCGCCGGAGCCACCAUGUGCGGGCACACAGCAACGCCGAGUGGGGCGGGCCGAGUGGGAUGCAGCGGUCGGGGCUGAGCUCCGCGAACCAGUCGUCGGCGCACCUCUCGCGGAGCAUGGCGCACCGCGCGUCCGGUGCGGACGCCGGGCGCGUCAACGCCAGCCCGAAGAUCAGCAACGCGGACAGCGCCACGGCCGACGCGGGGUCGCCGUUCACGUGGCAGCGCGCCGGGCUCUCGUUCAUCCGGAAAUCCUUCCCGGACCUGCGCGCCGCGGAGACGCAGGGGCAGCGCUCGGCGCGCCCCAGCGGCACGACGAACCCGCCGGCCACAGCGCCGAGUCAGGGCGACCCGCGCCCGCCGAGCCCCGGGCAGGCGCGCGAGCCGUCGCCGCCGCCGUACGCGCACGGGCGCCCCUCUGGCGGGAGCCACUGGCACCCGCCCUCGCACCCGCACGGCCCCAGCACCGUCCCGGCGUCCCCGCUCCCAUCGUGCCCGCGCGGCACGGGCCUGGCCAGCCUCUGCCCGACCGCGACGGACAUCGUGUUCGCGCUCGGCGCUGGGGACGCGCUCACGGGCGUCUCGGACCGCUGCGUGCAGCCGCGGGAGACGCACCACCCGCGCGCCAUCGUGUGCCGCUUCGGUUCCGGCCCGCACGCCACGCACGCCGCCGCGCACCAUCUCGGCGCCCCCAGCUCGACGACGUCGAGCAACUACGAGGCCGGCACGCACAUCUCCGCGGGAACGGCCCGCAGCGGCCCCGGCUCGCUCGCCGGCACCGACACCGUCGUGACGUCGCCCCCGCGGGCGGGCAGCCUGCGUCGCGCCGCGGAGGGGUCGGCGAUGACCGCGUCCGUCGCUGGGCAUGGCCCCGACGACGCGCCGGAGCUGGCCGACGCGUCGGUGGAGUCGGCCGCGGAGGUGGUGGAGUGGGCGGACGUGGCGUGGCUCGCGACGUCGCUCCCGGAGGUGCUGCUGCUGCCCGACCUCAGCCGGAGUCCCUGGCUGAAGUUCGCGCUGCAGGACGCCGGGCUGCUCGCGCCGUCCCCGGGCGCGGGCGCGGCGGGCAUUUCGCAGGCGGGCCGGUGGCCGAGCGGCGCUACGGACCUGACGGUGUCGUCGGCGGCCAGCGCCAGCAUCGCGGAGGGCGACGGCGCGCCGCAGCGGCCCAAGGUCGUCGAGGUCAAGAUCCACAGCCUGCCGAGCAUCCUCGAGGCCAUCCUGGACGUCGGAGACGCGGUCGGCGCCGCACAGGCAGCGUCGGCGCUCGUCGAGAGCCUCCAGAGGCGGCUGCGCAAGGCCGCCAUGGACGCGUUCAAGGCCACCGAGGGGUCCCUGGGGCGCCCGCACCGCGUGCUGCUCCUCGAGUCGGUCCAGCCGCUGGUGCCGGGGAGCCUGUGGCGCAGCGACGUCCUCGAGAUGGCGGGCGGCGCGGACGUCGCGGCCACGGCGGGCGCGACGCGCGCCGCCGCGACCUGGGACGAUGUUCGCCGCUGGGCCCCCGAGGUGCUCAUCGUGGCGCUCCCGGGCGGAGCGCCGCCGGAGGAGGCGCUGCAGGGCCUGUCGGAGCUCGCGGCGCUGCCCGGGUGGUGGAAGGUGCCGGCGGUGUUCCACGGGCGCGUGUUCGUGCUGUCGGGCAGGGCGGCGGACCUCGUGAACCUGCCGGGUCCGCGCCUGCUGGAGGGGGUGGAGCUGCUGACGCAGCUGGUCAACCGCGGGCAGAUGACGCGGCGCGGGCGGCGCGAGAAGAAGGGCGGCGCGGUGCACAAGCUGCUCCUGGCGAGCGGGGGCCGGUGCCGCCCCAAGAACCUGCCGAAUUACUUUAUGAAGAUAUAUUCGUGA